Messenger RNA from Moneuplotes crassus, 948 nucleotides. NCBI's taxonomy places the organism in Eukaryota, Ciliophora, Spirotrichea, Euplotida, Euplotidae. The record is from the annotation of a GenBank genome assembly.
AUGUAUUGGAAAAGUCUUGCAAUAGUGCUGAUCCUUGGACUAGUACAUCAGGCAUUAGGACAGAUAACUAAAAUAGAGUCUAAUGAACAAUGAGUCGCAUGUGCAUUCAAUGACCAAAGGAUCUGUUCCGAUUCUGAUCAUCAUAGAGAUAUCUACUGAUGAAAUCAUGAUGUCUUUGACACUAGAUGAGGAGCACAUUCUGGAAUAUGCGCAGAUGAGUUUAACACCACUGGAGGAAUUGGCAAGAAUCUUCUCCUCUGUCCUAAUGCUGAUGAGUGUGGCCAAGGAGUAUUCGAGCUAAAUGAAGGUGAAAAUGUAUCUCUUGACUUAACAGAUAUUCCGCAAGGUAAAGCAUGUAUAUUUAGAGUCAGGAAUAUUGGCCCAGAAAUUUUCAAAUUUAACCUCACCUCUUGACAAAUCAACUCGAUGAAAAUGCAGCUGUUUCUCUUAGAAGAAGGGCCUUAUGACUUUGAAUAUAAAGGAUCUUACACCUGAGAAGACAAUACAGAAUUAGAAGUCAAAGUUCCAAAACAAGAAGAUCUUUUCUUGAUAUUAUUACCUGAAAUGAGUGCUAAUAACUUUGCCAUUACUAUUUAUCCUGUGCUUUCAGAAGAGACCAGAAUGACGUUGAUAGUCAUCCUUAGUAUUGUCUUUGGAACAAUGCUUUCUAUAGCAGUUGCAGUUAUAAUAUCCUGUAUUGCUGUUAAAAUUCACAACAAAAGGCGUAGUAAAAGUAACGAAAGAAGUACUUCAGAUCCAGCAAGCCCUAAGAAAACUAGAGAAGGAAAAGGCUCCUUCGAUGACACACUAAAUGACUCUAUGCUUGAGAAAAAUGAUGAUGAAAUGAAGAUAAAUCAGUCAGUAUCCUCCUCAGCGAGUGAGCAUAAAGCGCCAUACUACAAGCAGUAUAAAAACGAUUAACUAAAUUUUGACACUCUAAUAUUUUUG